This is a messenger RNA of Phycomyces blakesleeanus NRRL 1555(-), 165 nucleotides long. RefSeq lists its product as hypothetical. The record is from RefSeq and is a predicted model, not a curated record. The transcript has 2 exons. NCBI's taxonomy places the organism in Eukaryota, Fungi, Mucoromycota, Mucoromycetes, Mucorales, Phycomycetaceae. Bases 1 to 165 code for a protein of 54 amino acids.
AUGACAAGAAGUGGAGUGGAAAACAGAGGCGAGGUCAAGCAGCGCUGCACGUCAGCAUGCACCGUUCCAAGCCAACAGAUGUUUUCUAAAUCAACGGUUUCCACACCGGAUCUCACACUGCCACAACCAACUCGUCUAGACACUUGCGCAGGAAACUGCCAGUGA